AUGCGGCCCCGCACGCUCCACACGCUGCGGGCGGAGACGCGAAUCCCUGCCGCGAGCAAUCCCCUCGGAGACGGCGCCGACACCGCCUUUCCCGUCAGACCGAAUUUCAAAGGAGCCAGCGCAGCGCCGAGCCCAACGCGACACGCGCCAGGUGUCGGUACAGGCUCCGGAGAAAGAGAGAGAGGCCCGAGGAGAGAAAGAAGUGAAGUUGCAACUGACCCGAACGGCGGGGGCGAACACCAAGCGAACCAACAGGAGAAUGAAACGGAGGAGGCGCACGAGAGAGAGGAAGUGAUUGCUAGCCGGUUGAGCGGAAGUUAUGCAGCCUCAUCACUUCCACUCGCCGACGUCUCUGUGACCCUCUCCAACGCGGAGGAACUGAGAGUCAUUGAAGAACUCGAAACGCAGGAGAGGAAGGCGAAGGCGACUCAGAUCCAAGCGGCGAUGCAAAGGCUGUGCCGACUAGUCAUUUCCCGCUCGGCCGCCGCGGACGGGCAGGAAAUGACUGCACACGCCAUGAGUCAGGCGGCCGCGCCUUCGCAUGUGGAAAAGCUCCUGCUUGCCGAAGAGCGCGCCCCCGAGAGCAACGACGGAAGCGAAACGGAUGGCGAAGAGACGCGCGAAGGCAACGGGUGCGGCGCGGCGGAACGCGUGGCAGACGCCGAGGGAAAGAUACAGCGGAGCCAUGGUAGCCGCAUGCAAGCAGAGACGUCCAAGGGGCAAAAGCGCGAAAAAGAGCUACGGCGCACGCAUAUGCGGAGUCAGUUUGGGUGGAUCUCGUCGGCGAUAGAUUUGCAGACGCUAAUGAACGACGCCGAAUUCGCGGACGCAGUCCACGUCCUCGCCGCCAUGGAGUGCCCCGUGAUCAUUCGCACAAAGAAACUACACCAGCAACUCGUCCCACUUUCGCACGGCAGCACUGCGCGCAUUCGCCAGGCUUCGAAGAAACUCCGCGAGGCGCUCGGAAUUCCCGAAGUUAUCGUUUGCCGAGGCUGCGCGAAAAAGAGUAAAUGCCCGAUCUACCGCCAGCCGCCUCUUCGCCUGCGGAGCUCGGAAGGCCGCGUAACCACCAAGGAUCUCCUCUACGUCCUCUUUGGCCAAUACAUGGUGUGCCGUCUGUACACCCGCGGCGUGGAUUCGAAGACGGUGUGGGCAGAGAGCGACGAGCGAACGGCUUACAGCAAAAUUCUCUCCGUUUCGCUUUUGCCCUCGACGAUGAAUGCGCACGACCUAGACAUGGGUCUCCUCGCGAUUGAAAAGCUCACUGAAAGAGUUGCAGAAAAAAUCCAAGAAGAACGUCGCAAAGCGACUCGCAUCGCCGAGGCCGCUCAACGCGCAGGACUGGGGGACGAGUUGCAGUUCAAUCCCCUUUCGCUGAAGGCGUUUCGCGCUUUCAUUGAAGACGGCCAGGCGCGAAGAAGCGAACGGCAGGAGAAAAUGAAGGAGGCUCGGGACGAGCCGGAGCCCGACUGCCCCGUAGAGGAGCGCGUGGUCUGGGUGCACGAAAGCGAAGACGCUGGAGCUUGUGAAGCGAACGAUGGAGACGACGAGACGUCGCAGAAGACGCAGGAAGAAGAAGACGCUCAGAAGGCCAUUGCUGCGGAAACAGAUGCGACCUUCCAGGCGCUUGAACCUCUGCGCGAUGGGCCGGAGCCGCCGGUGCUUCUUCCGGUCCCCCACGGGGGGUACUCCGCUGUCCCUCUUUCGUCCUUUUCAUCUGAGGACGACACGCAUCCGCUGCUUCGCGUCGAUCCGAAGUCUCUGAAGGGCGUCGCGGUGUAUCGGCAUCUCUCGGUGCGGCAAAUGGUGGAGAGCCAGCAGCGGAUCGAUCGGCUGUGGCGCACAGCCGCGCUGUUCGAGGACCUCCCGGUCAUUCAUCGCAUCUCGGCCCGCGAGGAGUUGGCCGAUCAAUCCUCAGGCGACCCUGCGUCUCUCCUCGCGAGCCUCCCACGCCUGCCGCGAAAUGCGCGCGCCCACCUGCGAGAGCUGGAGAGGGCUCGAGAAGAAGAUCGUCAGAAGGAAAGUCUGGCAGAAGGCGACCUGCGGCCUGCGCAAGGAGACGCACGCGCGCGGCGUGGCUUUUGGGAGGUCCGACCCCCCCCCGAUCGCACCAAGCUGCUGGAGAACGCACCCGAAGAGCGGAUCUCAGGGGCGUUGUCAGAAGGAGACACGUGGAGCAGACGACAAGGCGAGACGAAGGCUGGACAAACGGACGCGUUCGGGAAGCGUGGGAAGGGAUCCGUGCUCGCGGGCGACAAGCUGCACGGAGCAGGGAGAGAGCGAGAAAGAGAACCCGACGCAGGACCAACACCCAAGGCGAACUCACUGCAGGGCGCACCGCUCCCAGCACCGGCGUCGACUGGGGAGGUGCGGUGCCUCAGCGAGGCGCUGCCCGAAUGGCUGCAGAGAGAAGAAGAAAGGUGGAGAAGCGAGAAAGCACUGGCAGUGCAGAGCGACGCGACGGACGAGGAAGGCGAGGACGGACGAGCAAGCGCGCCGCGAGGAGCGAGGAGAGCGCGCGUCGGCGAGUCAAAAGAAGACGGCAACGAGAAAGGCCCGGAGGCAGCAGAGUUGCUCAGAGCGCGAGAGGCAAGGGAGACGCGCGACGAAGAAGAGAACGACGACGCCCUGGACGAAGCGCUGUUUGGAGAGGAACGGCGUCGAUCGCGUGAACUGUGGAGAGCAGCGCGGAGAGACAGAACGGCCGACGCAAGGAAGCAAGACAUCGAACGGGCGGUCCAGACCCCGCCGUCAGUUGACGCCAUCCAGGCGCAGGCGAAGAGCCUUCGCCGCGCUGCCACAGACGGAGACCUAGGGCGUGCGCGGGGACGAAGUCGCCGCAGGACUGUUUCGGAAAUGCUGGAAGAUGCUGACGCCGACGAGAAACGCUUUCAGCGCUGGCAGGCGGCGCGCCGCCAGGCGCAGGAGGGGACUGCGGAGAGGGCCGAAGCGAGCGCGGCGGGUUUCGAACAAACUACGUGGGGACGAGGCGAACGCGAGGAGACGGAGACCGACUUCGAACUGUCGAAGCGCCGAGCGCCGCACGAACCCGCCCACCAGCAAGCACACCACGUGAACCUCGACCAAGAUGAACCGUUCCAUAUGCUCGACGAAGGAGGCGGCAUUCGCGUUUCUGGAACGCGCGGAGGCGACCUCCGGUUUGCUGGCUCGAAGUACACAGUCGUCGACGGCACUCCUGCGACGUCGCGUGUGCCCGCCGAGGCGUCUGCAUCGUCUUUUGCGUCUUCGCCGGCGUCUCUUCCGCUGCUGUCGCCGCUGGACAUGCAUGCGCGAGCGGCAGGCGAGAGGCAGCCCAGCGAGGACGGGCGAGCGCUGCAGGAACUCGACUCGCUCGACGAGACGGCGCUGGAGGUUUUUGUGAAGCCGGGGCGUCUCGAGAAGAAGGUGAAAGGGGUGAGGCCGCAAGCGUCUCGGCUCGACGUCCGGGAAGGAGCGCAGGGACCGUCUGCUUCAGAAGUUCCCGAGGAGGCACCCGAGAGAAUCGAGCGACUGGCGAGCCGGAGACAAGGCGAGGCAACGGGGAGUCGAGGCAGCGCUAGACAGAGAAAGGAAGCGAGCGACGGCGGAGACGCAGUUGACGCACAGUAUGGGGCGUCCCUGAGGGCCGGGGCGGGCGAGGAAGAUGCGAGGACUCAGGCGACGAGAGACGACGCCGAGACGGACGAAGAUGCAGAGGACUUUGUCUUCCGGACCAACUUCCGGGUUCCUCUUGAAAGCGACGGAGGCCGCCCUCUUGGCGUCGAUCGCGAGGAAGUCGCACGCAGCCACAUGGACAUGGCACGCAUGCAGAAAACGUGGCGACAGAACGAAGACUUUUUGAUUACGCGGAACGUGUUGUACCCUAAGUUCGUCGACCUGUCUCAGGACGCGUACGGGGCGCACUCACCAGAAGGGAAGGAAGCGCGGAAGCAACAACUCGCAGCGAACCGAGCAAACACGCGAGCGAGCUCUCUGGGCUCUCCAACUCGGCGCAUGCCUGUCGCUGGGCUGAUACAGGCCACACUUCCAGAUGUGACUGGAUUGAUGAAGAAGGAGGGGAACGCAGGCGAAGGAAAGGGUGAAGACGCCGGAAGGCAGAAGGAAGAGAGCCUGCGAAGGCGGAAACGUGCGGGCUUCAGCCAGGAGGCGGAGGACGAGAAAAGGGAGAGGGCUGAGGCAGAGGAAGAAGCAAGCUUUCGCAACAAGUACGGAGUUGUAAAAGACAUGGCGAAAGUGUACAACGACAGGGUCAAGAACAACCAGAUGGGCGGCACGGUUGUCAACCCCGUCAUAACAGAACUACAGAGAAGCGAAACUCUCAAUCGGCUCAUCCAGAAGAAAGCGGCCGCUCGCGAGGGACGGCGACGAACGCAUCAGACAAAGGCGAAAGCGAUGGCGAAGUCAAAGCUCGACGAGAUUCUCAGGCGCCCGCCUGUAUCCAGCAGGACAGACGCCUGA
This is a messenger RNA of Neospora caninum, 4458 nucleotides long. RefSeq lists its product as hypothetical. Bases 1 to 4458 code for a protein of 1485 amino acids. The transcript is spliced from 15 exons. The record is from RefSeq and is a predicted model, not a curated record. Lineage: Eukaryota; Apicomplexa; Conoidasida; Eucoccidiorida; Sarcocystidae.